This is a messenger RNA of Caenorhabditis auriculariae, 2076 nucleotides long. The record is from the annotation of a GenBank genome assembly. Lineage: Eukaryota; Metazoa; Nematoda; Chromadorea; Rhabditida; Rhabditidae.
AUGUUCAAUCGUGAAAAAGUGUCCAACAUCUACAGCAAGUUUGUGCAGUCCUUUGAAAACGCCCUCAACACCGUAGUUUAUGGAGGUUUGCUUCCACUGAAAAUUCGAAAUGAAGACAGUGAUGGUUCAGAAAAGCCAAGCACACUUUCGAAACUAUCCGAGCUCAGCUUAAAAGGUGUUGCUAACUAUAUAAAAGAAUGCAAACCGAAAAAUGUGAUUGUGAUGACCGGCGCAGGGACUUCUACAUCAGCCGGCAUCCCAGACUUCCGCAGUUCCAGUUCGUUUCUGAAUCAAUUUUUUUUUGUUAUUUAAUUGCAAUUUUUAGCGGGAGUAUACAGCUGUUUACAAGAGUAUAAUCUGCCACAUCCACAAGCGAUUUUUGAUAUUUCCUACUUCGAAUCUCACCCAGAGCCUUUUUUCCGGUUCGCCAAGACGUUGUUCCCAAAAAAUGUCAAGGUAAGCUCCUCAAAAAAGAUAAAUUUGCAAGUGCAAGGUUUUAAUCUUUGCAGAAUGCAGAAGUUCCUAGGAGCCAAUGAUCAUGAAUUGUAUCCAACACCUUUCUCGAGCAUUUUUAAGUUCUAAGCUGAGAAGUUCAAGAUGGAAAAAUAUUAAAACGCGUUCAAGUUUUAGCUUGAGCUUUCAGAACUGUUGUGUUGAAUUUGACAAAAGUUUGAAGAAGAACUUUGAAAAAGCUGAAAGAAAGUAGUUGUGUAUCUCUAUCCUAUCAUUAAGUCUGUAGGGAGUCCUCAAACAGUAAAAGGGUGGAAUUUGCAGCCGACACCAGCUCAUUAUUUCGUUAAGCUACUGGAAAAGAAGGGAAUCCUCAAACGAUGGUACACACAGGUUGCGUUGAAAUCUUUGCCCUGGCUCCAAAAAGCUCCGUUUUUCUCUUGCAGAAUAUUGACGCACUCGAGUUCCUCGCGGGAAUGCCAGAGGAAAAAGUCGUGACGGCGCACGGUUCGCACCUCACGAGCACGUGCCGUUCCUGUGGCAAAAAGUACGACCGAAAGUGGAUGACUGGUUAGUCUGGCUCAUCUGAAUCCAUUUUACGGAAAAGCCGCCGAAUUUAAGAUUUGUGAUUUAUAAAGCUAAUUUUAACUUCUUUUUUUUUCAAAAUCCUUUGGACUUAUUAAUAUUCAUCUUCCUCCGUCUUUCACUUGGAACGUAGCCGUAGCACAAGGAAGGUCGUAGGGAUUUUUUUUCCAGAUUUAAAACGGCGUUCGUGAUUCUGCGAAAUUAAAAAUAUUCAUCAGAGAUAAGAAUCGAUAACUUAUUUUGAAGAGCCAGAUACAGAUUUGAAUUUCGCGAAAACACUUUCACUAUGGCAUAAUCUCAGGCUUUCCUGUUUGUACAUAUGAAAAAUCUGUAAGUUUUAUUGAAGCCUAAACUUCGAGGAAAAUUUCCAAGUAAAGUUUUGCAAGAACUCAUAAAUGAAUGGAGUAUAUUUCUUAUGAAAGAUAUCCCCAAAAAAAAUUGUUUCAAGAAAAAAUCUUCGAUCCCAAUACGCUUGUGCCGCACUGUGACACGGAAUCAUGUAGAGGAGUCGUCAAACCUGAUAUCAUAUUUUUUGGUGAAGCUCUUCCUCGCCGUUUUAUGACUUGUUCUUUUGAGGUUGUUUUCUUAUAAUAUGAAUUUUACAUUAGUUCAAGUUGUCAGGACUUCCCCAAAUGUGAUUUAUUAAUAAUUAUGGGAACUUCUCUCGUUGUCCAGCCGUUUGCCGCUCUCGUUCAUGAAGUUUUUGACGUUCUGGAAAAAUAUGAUCGAAUCUCAAAAUGUAUCAAGGUGGCUGAUGACGUCCCGCGUCUGUUGAUCAAUCUAGAAGACGUCGGCGGCGACUCGCCUGCUGGAGCUUCCUCAACGGGUCUUUGCUAUGCCCGAAAAGACAAUAUGAGGUCUAAAAGAAUACAUAGCACUCGAGCGAACCGUUUUUUGUUAAAUUUCAGAGACGUUUUCUGGAAAGGGACCUGCGACGAAGGAGUCAAAGCUCUCGCCGAACUACUCGAUUGGGAGUUGGAGCUGCAGGAGAUGAUAGCCGAGGGCGAGGUUAAGUUUACGACGGCCCCGCCCAAUGUUUAA